This is a messenger RNA of Chanos chanos (milkfish), 3060 nucleotides long. RefSeq names its product anoctamin 8a (gene ano8a). The record is from RefSeq and is a predicted model, not a curated record. Gene Ontology annotation, molecular function: chloride channel activity. Gene Ontology annotation, cellular component: plasma membrane. The transcript is spliced from 16 exons. NCBI's taxonomy places the organism in Eukaryota, Metazoa, Chordata, Actinopteri, Gonorynchiformes, Chanidae. Gene Ontology annotation, biological process: chloride transmembrane transport. Bases 1 to 3060 code for a protein of 1019 amino acids.
AUGGUUCUAUCACUGACAAAGUAUUCUACCUCUCUAUCCUCCUUCCAAUGGGUGAUAAAUCUGCUAGGACAUCACCUCUUACAGGCAGGGCAGUACAUCAUGAACCAUAAAUCCAGGAUGAAGAUGGUGCCCAUUGAAAACUGUGAUGUUGUCAUGACAUUUGCAGACACUACAGAUGACCACACUUUGUUGUGGCUACUUAAUCAAAUCCGACUAGGAAUACCCCAAAUAGUAAUCCAGAUUCGACAACAUAAUCAUAAUCAUGAAUACGCUUUCUUCAUAACUUCAACUUUUGAAAACUUGCUAUGUGGUGCAGAGCAAAUGGGCAUGCAAAAAACUGUGAAACCACAAUUUGGAGGUGGAACUCGCAGAUUUUCAUGUGCACAAGAUGACAUCUAUGAGAACAUAGAGAGUGAGCUGUGUUUUUUCACAUCACAGGAGCGACAGAACAUUAUAAGGUACUGGCUGGAUAACUUGAGGGCCAAACAGGGUGACAUCCUUCACAAUAUCAGUUUCCUGGAAGGACAGCCAAUCAUACCAGAGUUAAAAGCAAGAGGAGUAAUUAUUCAACUGUUUCCUCUGCAUGAGCAAAGAAUUCUCAGUCAGCUGAUGACCUCCUGGGUCCAGGCAGUCUGUGAAAGACAACCACUGGAUGAUAUCUGUGAUUAUUUUGGGGUUAAGAUUGCCAUGUACUUCGCCUGGUUGGGUUUCUACACCAACUCUAUGCUGUAUCCUGCAGUGGUUGGCUUUUUGCUAUGGAUACUCUCUGAAAAUGAUCAGACAAGUCAGGAUGUGUGCUGUGUGGUAUUUGCCCUCUUUAACGUGGUGUGGGCAACGCUAUUCCUGGAAAGAUGGAAACGGAGGGAGGCUGAAUUAGCAUACAAGUGGGGCACUCUCGAUACUCCUGCUGAACCUCUGGAAGAGCCUCGGCCACAGUUUCGGGGUGUGAAACGCCGCAGUCCUGUGACAGGGUGUGAGGAGUUUUACUAUCCACCCUGGAAGAGAAGAGCCUUCUGCUGGCUGGUCAGCCUUCCCAUCUGCAUCCUUUGUCUGUGCUUUGUCUGUCUGGCUAUGUUCAUUUGCCUGGAGCUCCAAGAAUUUGUUACUGAAAUGAAAGGAUUACCCAGUGUGACACGAUUUAUUCCAAAAAUCCUGCUGGCCAUAACUGUGUCCACAUGUGAUGAAGUGUACAAGAAAAUUGCAGUCUGGCUCAAUGAUAUGGAAAACUACAGACUACAGAGUACUUAUGAAAAUAAUCUCAUCAUAAAGACUGUUUUUUUUCAGUUUAUAAAUUCUUACCUCAGCCUUUUCUACAUUGGGUUCUACCUGAAAGAUAUGGAGCGACUGAGAGAGAUGCUGGCCACCUUACUGAUCUUCCGUCAAUUCUUACAAAAUAUCAAAGAAGUUCUACAUCCAUAUCUAUACGAGCACCACAAGCUCGGUGUUUUCAGAACACUGUGGGACCUUAUGCACACUUUGCUUUUUAAGUAUGGUAAUCUAGCUGUAGAAAAGGCUCAAAUGACUUACCAGACCAUAAAGGACCUGAAGAAACCUGGCAACCAACCUGUGCAGACAGAGAAAAUACAGAGGACAAGUCUUAUCGCUGGUGACAGAACAAUAAGAGCUGAAGAUUGUGAUGAUGAUGUGGGUCUAAAACAAAGGAAGGUCAGUUUCACAGAGAAAGUGGAAUGCAAAACCAUGUCAACACAAAUUCAUGGCAUCUUCUUGGAUGAUGGCAGUCCAACACUGGUGGAGGAAGGAAUGGACUUUGAGAUAUGUGAUGAUGAGGAGAUUGAGGCUUGUGACAUCUCAGGUAACCUCGAAGGGCCCCAAAGUAAUGCUGAUUUUCUCAAGAGAAGAAAGACACAAUCCAAAGAAACUGAACACACUGAGAACAAAAAAAUAUCUUGGAUUGACCCUCCAGAGGAGGUUGAAUCCACAGUCCUAACUCAACCUGAGAUUGAGAGCUGCAUGCUUACCUAUGAGGAUACCCUCCAGGAUUACCAAGAAAUGUUCAUUCAGUUUGGCUACGUCGUGCUUUUCUCCUCUGCCUUUCCUCUGGCAGCCAUGUGUGCCCUUAUCAACAACAUAAUUGAGAUCCGUAGUGAUGCCUUAAAACUUUGCACAGGUCUUCAAAGACCCUUUGGCCAAAGGGUGGAGAACAUUGGACAUUGGCAGACAGCAAUGGAAGCCAUGGGUCUGAUUGCCAUUAUAGUGAACUGUUACCUCAUCGGUCAGUGUGGCCAGCUACAGCGUCUGUUCCCCUGGCUAAGCCCAGAGAUGACCAUAGUCUCUAUAGUGAUACUAGAGCACUUUGCUAUUCUCCUGAAGUACAUCAUUCAUAUGGCGAUCCCUGACAUCCCAGAGUGGGUGGUGAACGAGAUGGCCAAACUUGAGUACCGACGUCGGGAGGCUCUUAAGAGACAUGAAAGGCUGGCUCAGCAGCAGCACCAACAGCAGCAGAAGAGAAGACGUGAGGAGGAGGAGCAUCAGAGGCUAGCAAGACAAAACAGCCAAUCAGAUAAGCCUGGACCUGGGGGCGCUGGGGACUACCAACAAGAAAAAAGUUCUAUAACAAAGACCAGCUCUGGAGGGUCUGUGGGAGACAAGCCGAAGAGACCCAGUUCCCUGCUGGGCAACAACAACGUGAUGAAGCUGAAACAAAUCAUCCCACUGCAGAGUAAAUUUACCUCAAGCACUUCCCCCACAAGCAACGAGCCAAAACAUCAAGCGUUUCUAAGUUUUAAGUUCCUCAAGUCCCCUGAGGGAAAAAAGGACGCUUCCACAGGGGUGUCAGCAUCGGCGUUGUCAUCAACAGCUGCCUCCGCCGGCCAAGAGAAAUCCCAGUCCUUUAACCCAGGUAAACUUUUUAACUUUGCUAAAGCAGAAGGGGCAAGCUGUGUCAGUGGAGAACAGCUGCCCAAACAAGGAGAUGUGGUGAGGGCAUCAAAUACACAGCAUACAAACGAUAACCAGACUGGGGCACAAGAAGAGAUGCUUGUUCCUAAGGAAGAUAAAGAGAGCACAGACUCAGGUUCAAAUACAAAGAAAAAACAAUGA